UCAUCCAAGCAAGAUGAGGCCUGUAUGUAUCUGCGUCGAAAAAGGCAGCGCGUGCUGGGACCUUCAAUCCGGGCAGGAAAUGACAUCCCAGCCGGUCUCCAAUCUACGGGUGCUGAAUGCAGACUGGCUAUUUGGAGGCUAUAGUUAAACACUGGGACUCUGGUCAAGGCUCACGGGCGUAAGUCUUGGCAAGGGUCCUCGCCUGAGUGGUUGCAACUUUCAGUGGUUGACCGGCUUUCCCCCUCUCAUCACUCUUUCAACCACCAUAACUCGCAUCUUUUUCCUGUGAACAGAUCUCACCAGGAUCGAGUGCCGAUUCUUAGACGUCUGGACCACUUCCAUUCCGUCAUUCUCGCCCCUAUCUACUGUGUACUUUGUUCUUGCACACUGCCCCCAUUGAACACCCAGCCUUGUUGUCAAUCCAAGGGUGCGCUGACCGCCCCGCCUACCGUUCCCGCGCCCUCACUUCAACCCACUAUUCUGUCAUUCUCAACUUAUUCUCUUUCCCAUCCUGCCUCUACCACUAUCGAAUACUAUUGCAGUUCAUUUCUUGCCUCUUGAUACUGCUCUACUUUCGCAGUAGAGGGAGGCAAUAUUGGGAAGUGUCAAUUCGAGCUUCCCGUUCGACUCCGCAAUUUCCGCUUGAACCAAAUCCUUGCUGAACGGGCCGGCCUUCCCUGCUGAAGACAAAGGCAGCAGCGGCCACCUCCUCAUAUUCAAUGUCGCGCCAGUCCACAGACGGUCUCUUUCUCUCCCGGGACCAGCAAGACCUGCUUAUGGCAGCGCUAAACUCCAACAAGUCCUCGAACCAACAGUCCAAACAGAUAGCGACCCCUCAGAAUAUCAAUUUCACUCCCACCAUGUCUGCCCCAGGAUCCGCCAAUCUCGACUUCAGCGAUGAGAGCCCUUUCCUUGACUUUGAUCCCGAUGCCGACUUUGACGAGAGUUUCGACUUUGACGAAAAUGCCCGCAUGAUAGGUGACAUCCCUGGAGAGCUACAUGACAAGAGAAAAAGCCUCGACGGCAAAGACGAUGACGACGAGGGCGGAGGAAAGAGACGGGAGGGCGAAGACAAGACUGCCAAAAAGCCCGGCAGGAAGCCUUUGACCUCCGAACCUACUUCUAAACGCAAGGCUCAGAACCGAGCGGCACAACGUGCCUUUCGCGAGCGCAAGGAGAAGCACCUGAAAGACCUAGAAGUAAAGGUGGAAGACCUUGAAAAGGCUUCGGAAUCUGCCAACCACGAGAAUGGCCUUCUCCGAGCUCAAGUGGAACGUCUGCAGGUCGAAUUGAAAGAAUACCGAAAGCGUCUGUCCUGGAUUAGCAGCAAUGGAUUGAAUCGGUCGCAGCCGAUUGUGGCCCAUCCAAAACAAAAUAAUUCUGCAAUCAACAACCACAAUGACUUCCAGUUCGAGUUCCCAAAAUUCGGCGAUCUUCCGUCGAUGCCGUCGAACGUGUUCGGUAACUCGAAGCAGCAGAAACCACAGACCACAAACUCGACUCGAGCCUCAUCGAUCUCAACACCUAGGUCGACAUCAGUCUCACAAAAUAGUAAUGGCCGUCGGUCGACAUCAGGCUCACAAAAUCAGCCUGCUAGAUUUGGCUCUUUGACCCAAUCACCUCUAAGUAAUGGACAAUCUAGGUCUCCGCAACCUCAAAAUAUACAGAAGGACCAGCAAGGAAGCGUCGAUAGCUUGUCCGGGUUGUUCAGUCCUUCUAUAUUGGAAGCAAGCCGUCAUGCAUCGUUGGGUGGAUACUUCCCCCAAACCACUUACAAUGCCCCAGGCCAAAACGCUCUGGGAAACGUCUCGGGACUAUAUUCAAAUUCGAGCAUGUCCAAUUCCGACUCUCCGAGUUCGUCGACAGAGUCGCAAAAUCACAUUUCAUCCAUUGGGACUUCCCCAGAGCCGAGCCUCAACUCCCCUGCCAAUAAGGUCAACGACUACAGCCUCAAUCCUAUCAACGAAGGUGGUCUAUUGACAUUUGGCGGUAAGGACCUCUGCGAUCAACUCCAACUGGCCUGUGGCUGCGCGGACGAUCCAAUACCACCUAUUUUGAACAUGUCUAACGAAAGCUCGUCAGGAUUCAAUAACAACACCACCGGAUUGGAGGUUAAUGGCAUCAACGCCCUUGCUCAGCAAAACAACAACACCUUCGAUCCCGUCCUGUUCGGCGACUACCGCGAGACUCAAGACAAUAUUCUGUCGCAGGAUUUUGGAGCUUUCUUUAAUGACGCCUACCCAUUGCCGGACCUGGGCAGCCCUCUGCAUAAUUACACCGAUAUCACAGCUGACCAAGCUCCCAAGACGGAUCUAAUGCAACAGGUGGAGGCAGCUAAGAACGAAGAAGUCGUUCCGGAUACCGACAGGCCUAUGAGUUGCAAUAAGAUAUGGGACCGCCUCCAAUCAAUGGAGAAGUUCCGCAACGGCGAGAUUGAUAUCGACAACCUCUGUAGCGAGCUGCGUGCAAAGGCGAAGUGCUCCGAAGGUGGUGCAGUGGUGGAUAAGAAGGACGUUGACAAGAUUCUGGGUGUCGUCUAGGCAGUGUGUACUGACACUUGGAGUUCACGGCUCAGGUUUCGAAGGAUAUAUGAUACCAACAACCAAAUUGCAUGAGGAUGGCGGAAAACCAGCAUGCAUGUGCUACGAAGUUUCGCAAUGCUUGCUAUUGGAGUUAUGGAGUGGAAAGGUGAAGUGUCCUUUCAUGUACCACCCUGUGCGAUCUGAACUCUGGUUGAGUUCCGACGCUCUUUAUCGUGUUUGGCCAGGAGAUUGGAAGUAUCCUGCAACCAGCCAUGCCAAAAUACCAAAAUCUUGGAGAAUAUUUGUAUGAGACAGCCAUUGCAACAUUAUUCAUGAUCUAGAUUCUAGCGAUCAAGGGGGACUUUUCGAUUCAUGAGCUGCAAUUCAUACUUGGAC
Exophiala xenobiotica is the source of this 2918-nucleotide messenger RNA. RefSeq lists its product as uncharacterized. Gene Ontology annotation, molecular function: transcription cis-regulatory region binding; DNA-binding transcription activator activity, RNA polymerase II-specific. Lineage: Eukaryota; Fungi; Ascomycota; Eurotiomycetes; Chaetothyriales; Herpotrichiellaceae. Gene Ontology annotation, cellular component: RNA polymerase II transcription regulator complex. Bases 720 to 2540 code for a protein of 606 amino acids. The transcript has 3 exons. The record is from RefSeq and is a predicted model, not a curated record.